Molecule: messenger RNA, 480 nt
Organism: Brugia pahangi
Lineage: Eukaryota; Metazoa; Nematoda; Chromadorea; Rhabditida; Onchocercidae
Source: the annotation of a GenBank genome assembly
AUGCAAGAAAAAUUAAUGAGAAAAGAAUUAAAUGAAAUGAAUUUACGCAUUGAAGAAAAUGAAAGAUAUAAAAUUGAGCUCAUUCGACGAAAGGAAAAAGCUGACAAAAGCGCCUUAUACUGGCAAAAUCGAAUUGCGCAAAAACAAUCAAAUAAUGCUACUACGAAUAAUAGUAAUAAUUGUAAUAAUGAUAAUAGUAAUAAUGGUGAUAAUAGUAAUAAUAAUAGUAAUAAUAAUCGUGAUAAUAGCAAUUAUAAUAGUAAUAACAAUCAUGAUAAUAGUAAUAAUAGUGAUGAUAGUAAUAAUAAUCAUGAUAAUAGUGAUAAUAGUAAUAAUAAUAGUAAUAACAAUCAUGAUAAUAGUGAUAAUAGUAAUAAUAAUAGUAAUAACAAUCAUAAUAAUCGUGAUAAUAGCAAUAAUAAUGGUAAUAACAAUCAUGAUAAUAGUGAUAAUAAUUUGCUUACACAAUCAAAGGUAUAA